CAGUUCACUGUCUGCACCCACGCACGCGAGCACACACACUGCCAUGGCGGCGAUGCAGGUCCUGGUGUUUCUGAGCUCACUGGCGGCACUGUGCGCUGCUAAACCCGGGUACCUGGGGCUGGGCGGCGUCGCCCACGGCGUUGCGGUUCCCGCCGCCCCUGCUGUGGUGGCCGCAGCACCGGCAGUCGUUCGCGUUCCGCCCGGUGGGACCGCCAACAUCGUCAUCGGGCCCGGCGGCAUCCCGCUGGACACGCCAGAGGUGGUCGUGAAUAGGAUCGCCCACCUGACCGCCGUGGCAGAGACUCGCGUCCGCGACGCCGUGGUCAACGCCGCCGACGCCGCAGCCGACGCCGCCGCCGCAGCCUCUGCCGCCGCUGCUUCAGCAGCCGCCGUCCCAGCCGUCGCUGCCGCCCCCAGUGUCGUCGCCGCCCCCUCUGUGGCCGCCCCCGCCCUUGCCGCUCCAGCCAUUGUAGCAGGUAGGACGCCGGCUGCCACUGUGCUCGCCGCCCCUGCUGCCGUGGCCGCCCCCGCCUACGCCGCCCCCGCACUCGUCGCGGGAAGGACGCCGGCCGCCACGGUGCUGGCUGGCCACGCCCCUGCAGCAGCCCUCGUUGCGCCCGGUGCUCUGGCUGCAGCCGCCCACCUGCAAGCUAAGGCUGCUUUGCUGGGCUGAACUGUCGCUUCACCCACACCAACACCUAUCUAUUCGACGAGCUUCAUAAUAAGACAAAUGUUCUACAUCAGACAUUUUUCAUGUAUUACUUUUAUUCUUAAUUUAUGAAUUAAAUCCCGUGUAUGCAAAUUA
This is a messenger RNA of Schistocerca americana (American grasshopper), 805 nucleotides long. Its product is annotated as cuticle protein 38-like. The coding region runs from base 44 to 673 and encodes 209 amino acids. Lineage: Eukaryota; Metazoa; Arthropoda; Insecta; Orthoptera; Acrididae. The record is from RefSeq and is a predicted model, not a curated record. The transcript has 2 exons.